Messenger RNA from Linum trigynum, 1803 nucleotides. The record is from the annotation of a GenBank genome assembly. NCBI's taxonomy places the organism in Eukaryota, Viridiplantae, Streptophyta, Magnoliopsida, Malpighiales, Linaceae.
UAACAAAGUUUCGUGCAAUGAGAUGAUUCAUAUUAGAUUGUAUAACAAAUUAUGCUCAAUAAUUGUCGAUUCCGCAAAUAUAACUAUGCUGAAUGGACGAUGGAGGAUGCAUGUCGCUCAGCAUUUUAUAUGCGACUACUAACUCCUCGUUUCAUAAAACAAUAGAAAAGUCGUCCAUUUCUUCGGCUUGUUACGGCUAAUGAUUGAUAAGAAGGUGACCGAUCAAUGCAUGGAACGAAUAACGCCAAACGGGAAGCAGUUGGCCUGGCUAGCUUGCACGAUCAAUUAAUAAUUGCUAUAGCGAGAGGGCCGGGAAGUAAUGUAAUUAUUGUAUAAUGAUAAUUACUGUAAAUCUCAAGUAUAGUGGACGUGAAUGUGACAAACAAAAACAAAGGUUUUUAGGGCUAGGCGGGUCGAUGUAUAAGCAACCUUACAUUUCACACCAAUGCGGCUAAGGUCUUUCAUUUCAGCACUUCUCUUCUUCCCAAAAAGCACAUGCCUGAAAAGUACGGACACACUCGCCAGCUCAAUCUCUCCUGUCCUGAUCUCCUCCUCCUCCUCCUCCCCACCAUGUGGGUUUGUAGCAUUAUCGUCGUCACGGCCGAUCUGCAGGCUGUCUAACUCGCAAGUUGAUGUCGAUGUUUGACCUAUUUUUGUUUCUUUGUCGAACUGCACUACAUAGAACCGUAUAUUGAACUUAACAAUUCGCUCGCAAGUUGAUGUGCAUAUUUGACCUACAAUAAUUAUUAUUAUUGGAUCAGCUGCGUAAUGGCAGGUUGUUGUGGAGUCCAGAGAUGCAACAGAAAGAACAUAAGAAGAGAAGGAGAAGAAGGAUCAGAAGAAAAAAAGUGUUGAUUCAAAUCUUCAACGAUUUCCCUCCCGUACCAUCCAAUUCUUUCCAUCGUUUUGAAUGGGUUGAGGACUGAGGGAUAACUUGAAGAAAGUAGGAACAGUGACUUUGCUUUGCCACAGUAACGAGCAGUCUGAUAUAUCAACCAAAAAGGCCCAUUCCUUAUGGGCCACUCUCUGUUUUGGGUUGCGACAAAAUAAUGGCGGGCCGAUGUGACGUGUGCAUGCAUGCCAGCUUUAUCCGCUGAAGCCCAAAACACCCCACUCGGUCCAAUCACAGCACUAGGAGAGUACAGCGGUAGUAAAAACUAAAAAUAAAAAAUCCAUGGCGCGCACUAAUAUUUUUUUGUUUUGUUUGUGAGCGUUCCAUUCAUUUCAAAGUCAGCAAUGGUGCGCGCCAUGGACACAGAAAUAUUUUUCUGCUAUAUAAUUAUCCUUAAUUAAUUUCACGGCUCGAAUAAUUUCGAUAUCAAGUUCAAAGCAAACGACACACGUACAAUGGCAGAGAGAGCUGUGUGCAUGAAUUUACCCGCGCAAGCUUACACGUAUAUCAUCCUCCUUACUUACGCAUCACUGCAAAACGACAAUCUACUCUGUGAAACGGUAUGGGCCGCAGCAGUCCAGAAAAAAAAAAAAAGAAUACCAAACAAACAAACUCUCCGAACAGCAAGGAAAAUUACAAAAACCCACCCGGACGAAAUAAAAUAAACAAAAGUACAAAACCCAUCCGGGUUAAAAUCCGUUGGGUUUGAAAAACUCAAACCCAACCCAACCCACUGGGUAUCCGCGGGUUCAUGGGUACCCGUGGGUUUUUGUGGUAAAAAUUUACAAUAACAAGUUUCUUUUAAAAUAAAAGUUUAACAUCAAUUUUCUCAUAUAAAUUAAUCAUACAAAAAACGCCAAACUAGAGCAUACAAGCGAACCGCAAAUGAUCAAUACAAAUUGUUCAAGAUU